AUGCCCCAGGGAACACUUGGGUUCGGUGAUGAAAUCGCAGCAUUGCUUCCCUUCGUGAUCCACUGCCCUGUAAGCCGAUCGCCUUGGUACCUCCACAACACGAUACCUUCAGAGGCGAGCAGUCUACGCUCCACUCACACUCUCCGACAGAAUCGACACUUUUCAGUGCUUCAUCCUUACUUCAGACCAUUUCACUCUCUCCUCCUCCUUAUUCAAAAGAACCCUUUUCACUACCAGCUACAGGGUCUCUACCCUCCUCUUCUUCCUCCUCCUCCUGCAUCCCUCGCCUCUCCCAACCAUCAUUGCAACACUGCUGGUCUUGAAGUCCUCCGCACACAAGCACAUCGCAAUGCCGCUAACUUCAAAUUGUCGUCUCCAACACCCUCCCAACCAUCUUCACACAAUGUUGCACAUCCGCGUUGCCAACCUAGUCGCCAUUUGGAUUGGUGA
Hydatigera taeniaeformis is the source of this 450-nucleotide messenger RNA. The record is from the annotation of a GenBank genome assembly. Lineage: Eukaryota; Metazoa; Platyhelminthes; Cestoda; Cyclophyllidea; Taeniidae.